This is a messenger RNA of Oncorhynchus kisutch (coho salmon), 1699 nucleotides long. RefSeq lists its product as uncharacterized. The transcript has 3 exons. The record is from RefSeq and is a predicted model, not a curated record. The coding region runs from base 1 to 1056 and encodes 351 amino acids. Lineage: Eukaryota; Metazoa; Chordata; Actinopteri; Salmoniformes; Salmonidae.
AUGACUUUGACACUAUUUAGUUUCAAUGGAUUAACAGCGGAAUACAAAACCAAAGCACUCUACCACCACUCUCACGAGGUAGUGCAGUCCGGUAGGUUACAUGUAUACCACUCUCCCGAGGUAGUGCAGUCCAGUAGGUUACAUGUAUACCACUCUCCCGAGGUAGUGCAGUCCGGUAGGUUACAUGUAUGCCACUCUCCCGAGGUAGUGCAGUCCGGUAGGUUACAUGUAUGCCACUCUCCCGAGGUAGUGCAGUCCGGUAGGUUACAUGUAUGCCACUCUCCCGAGGUAGUGCAGUCCGGUAGGUUACAUGUAUGCCACUCUCCCGAGGUAGUGCAGUCCGGUAGGUUACAUGUAUACCACUCUCCCGAGGUAGUGCAGUCCAGUAGGUUACAUGUAUACCACUCUCCCGAGGUAGUGCAGUCCGGUAGGUUACAUGUAUGCCACUCUCCCGAGGUAGUGCAGUCCGGUAGGUUACAUGUAUGCCACUCUCCCGAGGUAGUGCAGUCCGGUAGGUUACAUGUAUGCCACUCUCCCGAGGUAGUGCAGUCCGGUAGGUUACAUGUAUGCCACUCUCCCGAGGUAGUGCAGUCCGGUAGGUUACAUGUAUGCCACUCUCCCGAGGUAGUGCAGUCCGGUAGGUUACAUGUAUGCCACUCUCCCGAGGUAGUGCAGUCCGGUAGGUUACAUGUAUGCCACUCUCCCGAGGUAGUGCAGUCCGGUAGGUUACAUGUAUGCCACUCUCCCGAGGUUGUGCAGUCCGGUAGGUUACAUGUAUGCCACUCUCCCGAGGUAGUGCAGUCCGGUAGGUUACAUGUAUGCCACUCUCCCGAGGUAGUGCAGUCCGGUAGGUUACAUGUAUGCCACUCUCCCGAGGUAGUGCAGUCCGGUAGGUUACAUGUAUGCCACUCUCCCGAGGUAGUGCAGUCCGGUAGGUUACAUGUAUGCCCUUCUUUAAUUUUCUUUGAUUUGGGAGAUGACGUUUUCUGUCUACAAAAUAUAACUUUUCACGUAAACUAUUUAUUGCAAGGCAAUGACAGAAAAUGUAUGAAGUAAUAGUUGAAUUAAGCUAUGGUCAGUGUUGUAGGUUUUAAGUCUGAUUGGCUCUAUUUUGAAUGCAGCUUCAUAUUGUGCCAUUGACACUUGUUUACUCGAUGCUAGCUGUCAGGAUCUUUUGUCAGUUUUGACGAUUUCUAAAUCAAGUGUUAUAUCCGUCCAUCCAGGACACGCUGGUGUGCAAAUCAAACGCACUAAGGUUUAACAUUGUAGAAUGUUUCAAAAGUACAAGUACUGUAUGUGAUGUUUUUCAAGCUACUUAAAUGAUGCUACUAGGUCCUUAUUUUUUUGUUAUUUAUCUCUUAAAGAUGUUGUCUCAGUUAUUUAAGAGUUCAUUUGUAAAAUGAACACAGAUUGUUUGUCUAAAAUCUGUCUUGAGUUAUCGUCCUUAGUAACCCAAGGAAGCACUUGUCUUUCUCAGAUAUGUUUUAUGUCAUAUUUUACUUGAGUGAAAUUAGGAAAUUUAAUUUAUCAGGUUAGCAUGUACACUGACUAUUUUAUGUUAUUUUGGAAUGAUUGUAAUACUUAAUAGUAACCAUUUAUUUAUAGUACCAGUCAAAAGUUUGGACACCUACCCAUUCAAGGGUUUUUCUUAAUGUGUACUAUUUUCUACAUUGUAGAAUAAUAGUGAAGACAUCAAAAU